AUGCCAAGAGUGGCAACAAUCCGCUACCUCGGAGCUGCGGACCCGCGGGCCCGCGGGUCCGAAGGGUCAGAACCUGCAACUCUCUUCGUUCAACACGAAGUACUUGUCAACAUCUCCAUCACUGCAGAAUCUACCAUGUCGUUACAUAGCGCUCAAGAAACCAUACAGGAGAGACGGCAUCGGCUCUCUGCGAGGGGUGUAAAGUACGCAAAGUCAAGAAAUCAGCUCCAGACAGAUAGAAUAGCGCAUCUGGAGGGUCUCGUAGACAGCCUCGAAAAGCGUUUUCGUGAAGUCGAGUCUAGACUCGCUGCAUUGCAAAGUCCAGAACUCAGCUCGGGGGUCCAAAGUGUGUCCAAUGAGAAUAUCAUAUCGGCAGAUCCUGGCCGUGUGGAAGGCUGUCAAGCCUUCGAAGGAGAUACUUCCUUCGCUAGUCAGUCACUUCAUGCAAGUAAUAGUGCUCAUAUUACGGCUCUCUCUGCUUCUACAGGCAACAACAUCCCAGAUAUUGAGCACUCCAUUGAUCAUAUACAGAAAAGUCUCUACCAUUCACAAGAGUUAUCCAGGAAAGGAUUUUACUUGAGCAAAUCAUCACAGCAUGCGAUACAAGUAGAACCUCUUCCAGCUACGUUGGUCACCAGCCUUUUGCGGAGAAUGAGAGACUUACGUGAAUCCAGCCCGUCAUCCUAUCUUUCUGUCUUCCUCCGUCAGAGAUUUGACCUUACCACCCACCUUGAUCAUUGUGAGAAGGUCUUCGCAGCGACACUAGAAACAUAUGACGUACUCGCUGUCCCCAGCUUCGAAAAUAUACUUGCUUUAACAAUGGGUAUGGUCAAAGCCCAGGGCGAAGCAAAGCCCGCAUUAUACUGGACCUUGGUUUCUGCCGCUUCAAUGCAUUGUCAAUCACUUGGAUAUCACCGUGAGACGACCUAUAGGAACAUUCUAUCUGGAAAGGCGGAUAACAUAAGAAGACUCUUCUGGGACAAUAUACGUCUUCGAUAA
This is a messenger RNA of Aspergillus neoniger CBS 115656, 999 nucleotides long. Its product is annotated as fungal specific transcription factor domain-containing protein. The transcript is spliced from 7 exons. The record is from RefSeq and is a predicted model, not a curated record. Lineage: Eukaryota; Fungi; Ascomycota; Eurotiomycetes; Eurotiales; Aspergillaceae. The coding region runs from base 1 to 999 and encodes 332 amino acids.